AUAGCAUUCUCCCUGUGCAUGGAGAAUUAGAUUUCCUUGUUUAAUUUGUGUUUUCAACUUCAACAACCAGAACCUAUAGAAGCAAAACAAAUUGCAGACUCCGUUAUUAAUUGGUCCCCAAUUCAUUCACAAAAUGACACAUGUGCAGCCAUGUUUUUCUCGCUGUUGACAUGCACAAAGUAGUACCAUUUUUUCAUGGGAUAUUUCCACUAUUCUCUCUCUGUACUUGAACAUGUCACUGUCCUUCUUCUUCUUAAAAACUGUGUGCUACAAACUCCCUAUGCAGAAGAACAUGUUCAUAGGGAAAAGCUAGAAGAGGGAGUUUCAUGAGUUUCUAGAUUCUAGCUUGUAGAUUCUAUUCAAGAAGUUACAAAACAAAAAUUGCUUUUACCUUAACUCAGACAACUUGGUUUGGUGAACCAUGAACAACAGUAUUCGAGGUUGGGAUUUUGAGAGUGAUACUUGUCUCAACAACCAAAGAAAGUUAGUAAGGCCGGACCAAGAAUUUGUGGAGCUCUUAUGGCAAAAUGGACAAGUAGUUAUGCACAGCCAAACACAUAAGCAACCAGUUGGGAACUCAUCUAACUUGAGACAGGUUCAGAAAACUGAUCAAUCAACAUUAAGGACUAGUGGGCCAUAUGAGAACUCUAGCAAGCUGGAUCAAGAAAACGCAGCCCCAUGGAUCCAAUACCCAUUUGAGGACCCAUCGGAGCAAGAAUUUUGUUCAAACCUUUUACCUGAGCUACCACCUUGUGAAGUUGAAUCUUACAAGCCAAUCAGGCAAAUGGAAGAGGGAAAAAAUGCCAAUUUUUUUGCCUCUAGUGCCCCUCAUCUUACUUCAAUUUCACAACCUCUACCACCUAACAUGAAACCCUCCAGUGUUGAGGGAUUCCAAGGGAAUCCUAUGCCUGCUCCAAGAUUCCAUGUCUCAGAUCCAUUCCAGAAAAUCAAUGACUUUGGUGCAUCAGGCAAGGUCCUAAACUUUCCUCACUUUUCAACACCCCGUUAUGUUUCUUCAGCAUCUCAAAAAACUAGUGCUAACACGUCACAAGGAGAGGCUGGAGAGUACUCAGUGAUCACAGUUGGUUCAAGUCACUGUGGCAGCAACAACAUCCCUCAAGACCAAGAUGUUAGCAGGAUAUCAAGCAAUGGUAUUUGGGCCACUGCUAAUAAUGCUACUUUAUCUGCCGAGCCUGAAGCUGUUAGAGAUUGUGUCCGGAGACCAGUUCAUAGGAGUGACAAGGGAAAAUCAGAGAUGAUUGAACCAACUGUGACUUCAUCUUCCGGUCGCUCAGGCAGUACUGGUAUUGGAAGAACCUGUUCCUUAUCAACAAGAGAUCAUGGCCUAAAGAGAAAAGGAACAGAAGAAGAAGCGUCAGAGGAGCAAAGUGAGGCCACAGAACUUAAAUCAGCUGAUGAAAAUAAAACAUCUCAGCGAACGGGGUCUUCCAGAAGGAACCGUGCAGCUGAAGUGCACAACCUAUCAGAAAGGAGAAGAAGAGAUAGGAUCAACGAGAAGAUGAGGGCAUUGCAGCAAUUGAUACCUAACAGUAACAAGACAGACAAAGCAUCCAUGUUAGAAGAGGCAAUCGAAUACUUGAAAUCACUUCAGUUUCAACUUCAGGUAAUGUGGAUGGGGACUGGUAUGACACCAAUAAUGUUUCCAGGAAUUCAGCACUACAUGUCACAGAUGGGACUGGUUGCACCUUCUUUGCCUUCCAUUCACAAUCAUAUGCAAUUUCCAAAAUUGGCACAUGAUCAGACUCAGAUGCCAAACCAAACUUUAAUGUGUCAAAAUCCAGUUUUGGGUGCAUUUAAUUACCAAAACCAGAUGCAAAACCCGUGCCUUUCAGAACAAUAUGCACGUUACAUGGGUUACCAUCUUAUGCAAAGUCCAUCUCAGGCAAUGAAUGCGUCGAGAUAUGGUUCGGAAGCAGUGCAACAUAGUCAAACAAUGAUUGCACCCACCAAUAAUAGUAGCGGACCCAUGAGCGGAACAGCUAAUGUUGAUGAUGCUGUUAGUGGCAAAACGAGUAAGCCACUAGAUACAUUCAACCUUUUUUUGGAUUUUUAUUCCCAACAACUCUAGUUAAGAGACGACGAAAAUAACUUUUUCUGAUCAUUUCACAUUUUAUUAUAACGAGUGCUAUAAGUAUGAAAUAAUUCUUGUCUUAUAAUUAUUGAAGUCAAAUAAAAUGAAAAUUAUUUCAAUUUUUAUAUAUUAUUAUAAUCAUCUCACCGAUCAAUUUUUGAGAUGGUUAAUAUGAUGUCCAUUGUAAGAAUUUGAUAUUUGUUUUACUUAGACUAAUGACAUGUCAGUAAAUUAUGUUAAUGAUAUUUUAGGAACUAUUAAAAUAUUAACUUGAUUUUUAUAUAUAAAAAAAUUAAUUAAAAGAGAUUUUUUUAAAAAAAUAGUUUAAUUCCCUUCUAUUUCCAUGUUUUCGCAUAUGGUAAUUAAUCCAAACGUUUAAUUUCCAAAAAAAAAAAAAAAAAGAGUUUAGUUU
Cajanus cajan (pigeon pea) is the source of this 2504-nucleotide messenger RNA. RefSeq names its product transcription factor PIF4. Gene Ontology annotation, biological process: regulation of DNA-templated transcription. The record is from RefSeq and is a predicted model, not a curated record. Gene Ontology annotation, molecular function: protein dimerization activity; DNA-binding transcription factor activity. Lineage: Eukaryota; Viridiplantae; Streptophyta; Magnoliopsida; Fabales; Fabaceae.